AUUGGAGCCUCGCAUCCUUGACUUUGUUUUGGCUAUCCUGAGAGCUUUUGAAGAUGCUUCACCUCAAACUCAUGAUCCCAAAACCUCUCGAUGAGUCGGUCGUCGAAAUGCUAACCGCCAAACUAAAGGAGGUCGACGAAGACAUUAAUCUUACCUCUGUCGAUCCAAAAUUCGCGGAAGCGUGCUACUAUUGUUCCGACUCGGGCGAGGCAGAGCUGGAUGUCGUUCGAGAGCACAUUCAACAGUUGCUAAAAGAUCCGAACCCACUUAUUCGCGGAUACACGAUUGGGCAUCACUGGUAGGGGGAUAACCUCCUGGAAUGCAGAAUAUUAAGGAGUGGUGCUCAUGGAACGGAUUAUCG
Messenger RNA from Aspergillus alliaceus, 361 nucleotides. RefSeq lists its product as uncharacterized. Bases 54 to 302 code for a protein of 82 amino acids. The record is from RefSeq and is a predicted model, not a curated record. The transcript has a single exon. NCBI's taxonomy places the organism in Eukaryota, Fungi, Ascomycota, Eurotiomycetes, Eurotiales, Aspergillaceae.